CUAACUUGUAAAGUGUAAAAAACAAGAACAAUCGUCAAAAUUUCAACUUUCUCGUGAUAACUUAAGAUUUUAAGCGUUUUUCCUCCAUAUUUAUCUAUUUACCUAUCAAUAAAUAAUCGAAAUUUAAUUUGUAAUUUAAUUCCAUUCAAUUUAUCAAUAAAACUCGACCAACCUCAAUCAAAAUGUUAACUCACAAAUCAACCAGUAUUAUCGUAAUACUGGUUGCAAUCGUUUUUGUGUCCACUGGAAAAUGCUCCGAAGCAGGUAAUUGGUUUACCAAAUCGCUUGAUUAUUAUGGUUUAGAAAAGUGCAGCUAUCUGGAUAAAUCAAACAUGGUUGGCGAUUUCAAUGCCUGUCUUAAUAGUCCAGUUGAUCCAUCGUCGACUCCAGCAACUGCUCCUUCUUCGGGUAAAACCGGUGGAUGGGGUUCAAGUGGUAGUGCACAGCCAGCCAAACAAAACAAAGGAUUUAAUUUCCAAGGUGGUUCUUUUCCUGGCUCUUCACCAUCAACCAAACAAUCUUCAGGUGAUUCCUGGCCAACUUCAUUAAUCACUGAAUUGCAACAGGUUGUUAAUUGUUUUCCCAAAUUAUUAAAGCCAUGUAUGACCAAAUCGGAACAAGAUUUUUACCUGACCAUAAGAGACUUCUUCCAGGCUCAAAUAGAUUACGCUUCAUCCAAUGCUUCAUCUAUCGCUGAAAAAAUCGCUUCAUCUGGUUGUGUUAAAAGCAAUUCAAUUGAUACAAGUACUGUUUGCUUUUCAACUAAUCUUCAUAAGCAAAAUUGGUUUGGAUGGAAGAUUAAUUGGAUUGAUGGUCAGAUGUGCCGUUUCAUUAAUGAUAUAUCUACAUGUGAGGUAAAAUCAUUUGAUAAGUGUCCACCUGAAGUGAAACAAUUUGCUGAUGGACUUUGGAAAGCUGGUUUAAAAGUAACUCCAUGUUUAAAUCAAACUGCUGUAAAAACAGAAACCACAAAAGCUUCCCCGUCAUCGCCUUCAUCUAAUAAUAGCAACCAAAAUGUACCUUUAUCGGCUUCUUCACAAACUUCAAGCACUGUUAAACUUAGUGCGAGUAGAACGGCCGUUAACCGCAUUGAUUUCGCUAAUGGAAACUCUGAUAAUGGCCAAACUCUAGAUACUAAAGAUCAACCUAUUGAAGAGCCAACCAAGAACCAAGACCAGUUCAAUGCUGAUUCUGAUGUACCUCGCAAAAGAUCAAAUCAAGGGGAUAAAUUCGAUUGGAGAAGAAGUUUAUUCAGAAAUAUUGAUGCAAAUGAUGAUUUCCGAGGUAAUCUAGAGCAAUCCAAGCUGGUAAGGCUCCAUGAGGUAGAUGGCGAAGGAGAGAGUCGUCAUGAUCGAGGUAAUAGACAUAAGGGUGUUACUGAAGAGCAAUGGAGUCGGAUUAAAGAAGAAUAUCGGAGACGGUUGAGAGAAUCUGAAGAAAGUCGUGAAUCAGAUGAAGAUGAAUACGAAAAUGAAAGUGAAGAAAGUGAUGAAGAUAAAAAAUAUGACAUUAUUGGUGACCAGUCAAAACACAUAUUUUUAAAUCCUCAUUUAUGGACACAUCAACAGAGAAAUAAUUUUGACCGAGAAGAUAAUUUUGGAAGGUAUUAUAGAAAUGGACUUCUAAGAUUACGAAGAAACGCAGCGGAUGAUGCAAAAGAUCGAGAAGAAGAUGAAAAAGAAAAGCAAGCAGACGAAGCUGAACGAAUUCAAGAAGAAGCAGAAAAACAACGAGAAAUUGACGAGCAAAGGAGAGAAGAGGAAGAGGAAGAAAAACAGCAAAAGCAGGAGGAAGAAGAAGAAGCGAGACAAGAUGAAGAAGAAAGACUUAAACAAAUCGAAGAGGAAAAACAAGAAGCAGAAGAGGAGAAAAAAGAGAAAAAGAAAGGUGUACGGUUAACUCGAAGUACAAAGCAAUCGAAAAAAGCAAAGGAACAAGAACUGGAAAAGGCUGAAGAAGCUCGAGAAAAGGAACAAGAAAGAAAAGAGAAAGAGCAAGAAGAAGCCGAAGAAGCUCGAGAAAAAGAGCAAGAGAAGAAAGAAAAAGAACAAGAAGAAGCUGAGGCCGCUCGUGAAAAGGAACAAGAAGAGGCUGAAGAAGCUCGAGAGAAGGAACAAGAAAGAAAAGAAAAGGAACAAGAAGAAGCCGAAGCUGCUCGUGAAAAAGAACAAGAAGAGGCUGAAGAAGCUCGUGAAAAAGAGCAAGAGAAGAAAGAAAAGGAACAAGAAGAAGCUGAGGCCGCUCGAGAAAAAGAACAAGAAGAUGCUGAAGAAGCUCGUGAGAAGGAACAAGAAAGAAAAGAGAAAGAGCAAGAAGAAGCCGAAGAAGCCCGAGAAAAAGAGCAAGAGAAAAAAGAAAAAGAACAAGAAGAAGCCGAAGCUGCUCGUGAAAAGGAACAAGAAGAGGCUGAAGAAGCUCGUGAAAAAGAGCAAGAAGCAGAGGAACGAAGGCAAGAACUGGAAGAGGAAAAUCGAGAGGCUGAAGAGGCAAAGAAAGAGAAAAAGAAAGGUAAACGGUUAUCUCGAAGCAUAAAGUCGUCGAAAAAGGCUGAAGAAGCUCGAGAAAAGGAACAAGAGAGAAAAGAAAAAGAACAAGAAGAAGCUGAAGAAGCUGCAGAAGAAGAAGAAGAGCGAAAAGAAAAGGAACGAGAAGAAGAGGAAGAACAACGAGAAAAGAAAGAGGAGGAAGAAGAAGAGCGAAAGGAAAAAGAAAGGGAAGAAGCCGAAGAAGAAGAGGAACGAAGACAAGAAUUAGAAGAGGCGAAACGAGAAAAAGAAGAGGAAGAAGAAGAAGAACGAAAAGAGAAAGAAGAAGAGGAAGAGGAAAAACGAGAGAAGGAAGAAGAAGAAGAAGAAGAGAAAAAAGAAGAGCAAGAAAGACUCAGAGAGAUAGAAGAAGAACGAAAGGAGAAAGAAGCCGAAGAAAAGUCAAGUAAAAAAAGCAAACGAAUCAAACGAGAUGUUCGAGGCAGAAGACAAUGGGGAGAUUAUGAGGAAAGAGAUCGUGAAGAAGAGGAGAGACAACGAGAAAGGUUUUUGGAAAGAGCUGGAAGAGUUCGAGAAGAAGCUAAAAGACGACUUGAAGCAAUUGAAAGACAAAGACAAGAAGAUACAGAAAGAUUGAAACGAAUUCGAGAAGAAGCUGAAAGAAGACGAGAAGAAGCUGAGAAACGAAGAGAAAAUGCCGAAAGAUUUGGUGAAAAAAGAAUGGAACAACUUCGAGAAGAAUCCAAUAGACGACAAGAAGAAGCACAGAGACUACGUGAAGAAGGUUUGCGAAAACGAAACACAUUCAAAAGUCAUCGUCAUGAAGAAGAUGAAGAAAGAAUAGAACAGAUUCGAGAAGAAGCUGAAAGAAGACAAGAAGAAGCCGAGAGACGAAGGGAAGAGGCUGAAAGACGACAAUCUGAAGCAAGAAAAGAUAAUGAUGACCACAACUUGACUGUACGACAACAAAGAUAUGGAAAGGGCAGUUUUAUGAACAAUCCAUUCAACAACAAUCAGCGUAAUAAUGAUGAAACUAAUAAUAAUAGAGAUGAUUCUGAGCUCACUGGUUCUACCCUCAAAGACUGCAUUCAAAGUGCCUCCAAUUCGUGGUCAUAUGUUUCUCAGAAUCACAAGCAUGAUGAUAUCAUGGAAAUAAUGUGUCGCAACAUUGGUUCAGUACAUUCUUGCCUGGACAAACAUGCUUCAUCAAAUGACCCGUCCACAUCUCAUCGUUUGAACCAUCUUAAAGUCACCUACCAGGCUCUGUGUGAUUCAAAUAACAAGCCCAAAGAUUUAAAUCAAGUGGAAAAAUUAAAGCAAUGCAUAAUUGAUCAGCAAUCAAGCAAUUCCCAAACACCAACCCGUCAAACCAGAUAUCCGGAUUUUUUCAAUAGACGUCCGCAUUGGCAGUAAACUCCAUAUUUACUGUAAUACUGGGAAACAAUGAAGAAACCAGAUGAAGAGGAAAUUUUGUUCAAUCUUCCGUCUGCGUUAAUAUUAACCAAGAAACCCGAUGAAGAUGAUAAAUUGAUGUUGAUUUAACCUUUUGCUUCUACCAUCAAAACAAAUGUAUCAAGCAAAAUAAUAAUAAAACAUCAUCCGAAAGCAAUCGAGAUACAAAAUAAUUGUUCAACACAAGAGGUAGAAACAGAAAAAUGUUUCAUUCAAAUCAUCAUGAUCACAACUUUCAUCAGGACGCUAAUUUAUUCAUUUGUUUUCCCUUUUCUCCUUCAAAAGCCUAAAAAACUCUGAUUUUACUCUUGAUCCUUUCAUUACAUUUAUCAUUACCAUCUUUUGUAAAUUGCUGCUCAUUAAUCUGCAAGUUAAUUAUGAUGCUGACUUUUAUCAUCUCAUCCACUUCUUUAUUCAUUCAAUGCAAAUAACAUUCUAUUAAUGUUUCAA
Messenger RNA from Tetranychus urticae (two-spotted spider mite), 4388 nucleotides. RefSeq lists its product as uncharacterized. The record is from RefSeq and is a predicted model, not a curated record. Lineage: Eukaryota; Metazoa; Arthropoda; Arachnida; Trombidiformes; Tetranychidae.